AGGGAGGGAGGGGGGAAGAAGGCGAAAAGUUUUGCACAAGUUGUGAAGUUGGUGGCAGGGGAGCCGCUGGCCGGGCGGUGGGAGCUGCCCCUCAGCAGGAUGGACGCGCUCAAGUCUGCGGGAAGGGCCAUCAUCAGGAGUCCCAGCAUUGCCAAGCAGUCCUGGGGAGGAGGGCGGCACAAGAAGCUUCCUGAAAACUGGACUGAUACCAGGGAAACUCUGUUAGAAGGAAUGCUGUUUCAUCUGAAGUAUUUGGGCAUGACCUUGGUGGAACAACCAAAAGGGGAAGAAUUAUCUGCAGCUGCAGUGAAGAGGAUUGUAGCAACAGCCAAAGCAAGUGGGAAGAAACUACAGAAGGUGCUUUUGAAGGUCACUCCCAGAGGCAUAAUACUUUAUGACAGUGUCACCAACAAGUUGAUUGAAAACGUGUCAAUUUAUCGAAUAUCCUAUUGUACAGCAGAUAAGUUACACGACAAAGUUUUUGCCUACAUUGCCCAGAGCCAACAGAACGAAACCUUGGAGUGCCAUGCUUUUCUCUGCACAAAGCGGAAAAUGGCACAAGCAGUUACUUUAACAGUUGCACAAGCUUUUAAAGUGGCAUUUGAAUUUUGGCAAGUUUCCAGAGAAGGUAAAGAGAAGAGGGAAAUAUCUGGCUCUGAUGGUGAAGGCACAAGUAGUUCUCAGUCAGAAGGGUCAUCAAGUAUUGCUAGCCUUAAAGGAGCUACAGGUAAUCUGUUAGACUUGGAAGAAGCAACCAAAACAUUUGAUGCAUUAAAUGCCAGCGACAAUCAUUUUGAAGGUAUAUUUGGUCAAAAUGCCCCCAACGAGAACAACAAUGUAAUGUGGGAACUUGAUGAUGGACUUGAUGAGGCAUUUUCCAGACUUGCAGAGUCCAGGAACAACCCUCAGGUUCUCGACAUCGGAGUGACUGAGAAUGAUAUCCAGCCUGAUGAAUGCUUCUCCCCUACUACUUGGGACAGAAUGGAGUUGAACCCUGCAGAUGGAGAUGAACUGUUUACAUUCUGACAUUGAUAAAUUGGUCUUCUGGUUUUCAGUGCAAUAGUCCCUACAAGAGCAAAUAAAAUAUCUGAUAAUGAAUGCAUUUGACGUGGGACCGUAAAACCAAAGCUUUAACAUAAGUCUUAUUUUCCACAAUAUAAUGUCGGAAAGUAGACUAGUGAGAGAAAUUAUAUAUUUUUACAUACAGUGGCAUGCCGUGGCUUUCUUUCUGGAAUAACAAGAGUUAAAUAACAUUUCAUUGUAAACCCAUAAAGAACUUGCAUUUGAACUGUUUGGAAAUAUAAUGUUACAACAACUUUUUGCUUCAGUAUUUAAGCUUUUUUUUUUUGUAAGUAUUUUAUUACUUUUGGCUAAUAAGCAGCCAACUGUAAUCAAAGAUAUGAUAUACAUUUGCUCUGGUCAUUCACAAGCUCAUUUUUAGGGUGUUUUUAUUAUUUUUCCCUAGUCUUCACGCUGAUAUAUACAGUAUUUUUUGACAACUUUUUUUUAUAUAUAUACUUACAUUACAUUAUCGCACUUCAGUGAGGACUGCACUUUUAAGUUUUUUUUUUUUUUUUUUAAUGAACAAAAUGGAGACUGAAAAUAUUCAUCCUGCUUGCAUGCUUUAUAUAUAUUUUUUUUAUUUGUUUAAUACUGUGCAGGUGAAUGCAGAAUUCUGCAUAUACCAAGAAAUUAAUGUUUCAAGUGUUCCAUGUCUAACUUGCACAGUCUUAAUGUUUUCAAUUCUUCCCUCAUUA
Messenger RNA from Bufo bufo (common toad), 1757 nucleotides. It is a transcript of the gene LDLRAP1, whose product is annotated as low density lipoprotein receptor adaptor protein 1. The record is from RefSeq and is a predicted model, not a curated record. The transcript is spliced from 9 exons. NCBI's taxonomy places the organism in Eukaryota, Metazoa, Chordata, Amphibia, Anura, Bufonidae. Gene Ontology annotation, cellular component: early endosome. Bases 100 to 1026 code for a protein of 308 amino acids.